Molecule: messenger RNA, 1474 nt
Organism: Fukomys damarensis (Damara mole-rat)
Lineage: Eukaryota; Metazoa; Chordata; Mammalia; Rodentia; Bathyergidae
Product: olfactory receptor 2T27
Exons: 2
Coding region: 304-1314 (336 amino acids)
Biological process (GO): G protein-coupled receptor signaling pathway
Cellular component (GO): membrane
Molecular function (GO): G protein-coupled receptor activity; olfactory receptor activity
Source: RefSeq, a predicted model, not a curated record
GCAGGAAGACAGGUAACUGCUGUGGUGGAGGGAACAUCAGGAAAGCAGCCCAGGACCCCAGAGGCCCGCAGGGUCAAUGGUACCUUAAGGAAGCAAAAUUUUCCAGGCACCAAGUGCUGCCCAAAGCUCAUCAUGACUCUCGCCUGAAACUGACACUGAGAACUCUGCUCGCUUUCCACUGACCAUCAGACACUGGACACUGUUUUAUUGUCACCAUCUCAAAGAAAGGCAUAAGAGUAUAAGAUUGGACAUAGUAAAGUUUCUAAGAUUUUUCAGUUCCAGUAAGGAAAUUUGAGCGAAGACAUGGACUGGAAUGGAACCUCCACCGACUUCAUUCUUCUGGGGCUCUUUCCGGGGUUCAGGCACCCUAAGCUGCUGAUUCUCGUCAUUCUACUCAUCUACACCACUGCCUUCGCUGGGAAUUCUGUCCUGCUCGUGCUCAUCUGGCUGGACCCCCGCCUGCACACGCCCAUGUACUUCCUGCUCAGCCAGCUCUCUGUCAUUGACCUGGCUUACAUCUCCAGCACAGUGCCCAAGACAGCGGCCAACUACUUCCAAGGGAGCAGGAGCAUUUCCUACUUUGCCUGUGCUGCUCAAAUGUUUUCCUUCCUCACCCUCGGCCUGGCGGAGUGCAUCCUGCUGACCCUCAUGGCCUAUGACCGUUACGUGGCUGUCUGUAACCCUCUGAGGUACGCCGUCCUCAUGAGGCCCCAGGUCUGUCUGCAGAUGGCUGCCGCAGUGUGGACUGGAGCCGCCCUGGCAGCCCUAGUCCACACCGUCUACCCGAUGCAUUUCCCCAUCUGCGGCUCCAGGGAGAUCAAUCACUACUUCUGCGAGAUGCCUGCCAUUCUGAGAAUGUCUUGUGCGGACACCUCAGUGUAUGAGAUGGUGAAAUUUGUGUCCACCGUUGUGUUUCUCCUGGUCCCAUUUAGUCUCAUCCUGGCCUCCUACGCGCUCAUAUUCCUCACCGUCCUGAGGAUGAGCUCUCGCAAGGGGAGGAACAAAGCCCUGGCCACCUGCUCCUCCCACCUGACUGUAGUGAGCCUCUACUUUGGCCAAGCCAUCUUCAUCUAUAUGACACCCACCUCUGCCCACACUCCCGAGCAAGACCAGGUGGGAGCCGUGCUCGGCACCAUAGUGACCCCCAUGCUCAACCCGCUCAUCUACAGCCUGAGGAACAAAGAAGUGGUAGGGGCCCUGAGGAAAUGCACGGGGAGGGGCCGCGACUGCAAAAAGUGCCCGAUUCCGCAGCACGGGGCUCAGAAAUGUUCUAUCUGCAGCUUUCAGAGCGUCCAUAAUCAAGUCAAACCCUAGCCAUGUCUGGUUAUACAACUUGAGGAGGCGCGGGCAGGCGUCAGGACUCAUGUAGACUGGCAUUGGCAAUGACUUCAUGUGAGUGCAGCCUUAAUAAACAUUACUUGCUAAGGAAUGUGUAGAUUUUGACAAUAUUAUUGGUGCAGAGGUAAAUGCUUUC